Molecule: messenger RNA, 519 nt
Organism: Brassica rapa (field mustard)
Lineage: Eukaryota; Viridiplantae; Streptophyta; Magnoliopsida; Brassicales; Brassicaceae
Source: RefSeq, a predicted model, not a curated record
AGAAAACACUGAGAGUUGGAGAGAGCGAGAGAGAGGGGAAGGAGGAUGAAGAGGACGGCGAUGGACAACGCGAUUCGAUCAUCGGUGGUGGUUUUGGGAUCAUUGGCGUUCGGGUACAUGUCACUGGAGCUUGGAUACAAGCCUUUCCUUGAAAAGGCUGAGCAAUACGAACGAUUUGUUCAAUCUCAAACCUCUCAGCACCAACAACAACAAGAUGGACAAGAAGAAGCGAGAUGGGACAAUAACAAUAUCGAGGGAUGGGAGGAGAAAAAGUAGAUGACAGAAGAACCUAUGAAUGUGCAAGCAAUGAAGAAACCUUGUUGCUUCUUUUGUUUUCUUGAUCUCAGAUCAUUCUGUAACCGUCAUUCACUCAGUCUUACCCCAAGUAUAGUACAAUUUCUCUAAUUUUUUUUAUGAUGCUCUUAAAAUUGAAGUACUUGCAAGAACAGCAACGGUACACAAUCUCUGUUCUUUACGAUAAUGGCUUAAUCUGAAGCGAACCAUGAACAAUUGUGAAGU